AUGGAAAAAGGAAAUCACAUUCGAACGCCGUGCUUUCGCGCAUCUCAACUUCGAAGCUUUUGUUUGAUCGCUUUCUUAUUAUGUCAAUCGUUUCAAUCUGUCGUUUCACUACCAACAAUUGCUUCUGAUGUGGAGGUAGCAUCCAAAAUCGCCGCUGAGCCUGUCAUGGAGCUCUCACAAUCUGAAAAAACUUCUGAAAAAGCGGUGAAAACCUUCUCAAGCGAUAAGGUUAAAGGACCACCCAAGACCAAAUGGAGUCAGUGGUUCUCUAUGUUAUUUGCUGCACUGUUUUCCAUUCCCAUGUUGAUAAGUGUCAAAGAUCAACCACUUCCCACAGACGCUGACUCGGUGACAUCUAACGAAAUACCAUCUGCUUCUGAACGGCCUGGGGCUCCAUCAUUAUUAACCUGGACUCAGCAACACAGGGAUAUAGUACAACAACGGUUAAAUGGGAUCACCGCAAAAGGCCGGUUUGCUACUAAUCGAGAAAUCAAUGAGAUGUUUUACGAAGCAGAAGCGGAGAUCAGUAAAAAACCUUUGGCGGAGGUCCAUAAGGCCUUGAAUGUUAAACCUCUCUCAACUUAUACACCACCACCGUGGAGCAAAGAGUUUCAAGCUAAUCCGUCUACGGCUCCAACUAUCUCGACAUAUACACCACCACACUGGACCAACGAGAUUCAAGCUAAUCCGUCUACCGCUCCAACUAUCUCAACGUAUACACCACCACACUGGACCAACAAGAUUCAAGCUAAUCCAUCUAUCGCUCCAACUAUCUCGACAUAUACACCACCACACUGGACCAACGAGAUUCAAUCUGGUAACUUGGAUCAUAUGGGUAACCAUCCUUCGUGGCAGACACUGGCAGUUGAUAAUCAUAAUCAAUUUGCAUCUCAAGGGCAUUAUCAAAAUCUGCACAACUUUCAUGAUGCGGGUCUCAAUCAGCCACCAUACUCAGCGCAGCACGUAGGGUCCGAUGGUUUGAACCAUUAUAUCCUGCCGGACGUCGCACACGCACAGUACGCUCAUCCAUACUCAUACGAACCAGCUCCAAGUUAUCAGGUAGCACGCAAGGAUGGCACAGGAUAUUUUUACCCGCAAUCCCAACAAUCGCAGGAUGUACCACAUUAUGAGAAUCACGCUGAUUCUGAAAAAGUUUUAGAUCACAGCAAAGAAUGGGAAGAUCUUGGCGGUGAAAUUGAUAAGUAUCGUCACCAGGAAGGUUUUAAGAUAGAUGAUUUGCCUCAUAUUGAUGACAUCGUCAACCACAACGGUUUCAAGGCGCCUGCACCUCAUGAUUUCUAUUUCACUUCACCCCAUAAACCUGAAGUACCGAAUCCCUAUGAACAUACUGCUACAUCUUGGAAGAACCCGAAUUUGCCUGAGGAAAGCGAGACUGGGUUCUCUGAUAUUGACAAGGAUCCAAGAUUUCACCCUAAGAUUAAUAAUCACCAGCCUAUCGGAACCUCUAACGAUGGAGAUCAAAUGACUCGAUCAUCACGACCUCUCGGUCUGAAGUAUCCUGAAUUUGACUUUUUAUCUCCAAACCAAUAUCAUCAUGUCUGGCCUACUAAUGAAGCACCGAUCACCAGUAAUAUGGAGAAACCAAGGCUUACCUACUCUCAAGUUCUAACAGCAUAA
Molecule: messenger RNA, 1638 nt
Organism: Melampsora larici-populina 98AG31
Lineage: Eukaryota; Fungi; Basidiomycota; Pucciniomycetes; Pucciniales; Melampsoraceae
Exons: 3
Coding region: 1-1638 (545 amino acids)
Source: RefSeq, a predicted model, not a curated record